Molecule: messenger RNA, 6085 nt
Organism: Dermochelys coriacea (leatherback sea turtle)
Lineage: Eukaryota; Metazoa; Chordata; Testudines; Dermochelyidae
Product: acyl-CoA dehydrogenase family member 11-like
Exons: 14
Coding region: 1155-3107 (650 amino acids)
Molecular function (GO): oxidoreductase activity, acting on the CH-CH group of donors
Source: RefSeq, a predicted model, not a curated record
CCCCUCUGAGCUCCCGCCCAAGGCCUGCAGGGAGCGGCCGGAAGGCGCAGGCCGCUCAGGGCUUUGCGGAGGAACCUCAGAGGGUUCCUGCUGCCCCGCUCCGGACGCCGCCCUCCCUUUGACCCCAUUGAAAUCCCUUUGUCCGAGUACGAUUCCUCAUCCGCCCCUUGGGACAAACGGGGUAAAAUCGGGGGGAGGAUUUGAGCUGUGGCCAUCCAGGCCUCCCUCCGCGUCUUCCCUCAGCACCCCAGGAUGAAUGGCUGCGGCACGAUGCCCUGGGGCGCCUAGCCUGGGAGAUGCUGCCCGGGGAUGGAUGGGACGCGCUUGAGUCCCAUCUUGUUCCAUCCCCCUCUACGCCGCGAACACAGUCUCUGGCUCCUCACCUGUGUUAUCGGACGCUCAGCUGUUAUUUAGAGCCACUUGCUCAGUGCUGGAGCAGCUAAUGUCACCAAAGCCCACAUUGUUCCGUUCCUGUUUUCUGUGACUUGGCUGACCAGUUCAGGCCCUAUGCAGGAGGACAGUUCAAUGGGGACUGUGCUACAGCGGCCUUUCCCUUUGGAUUGAAGUCAGAGUGGGCUAAUCAACUUUAUUCCCAGCUGUAGAACGCGUACAGGGAAAGACGCAAACGCCCAUGCUACCGCAACAGAGCCCCGAGAAACAGGACAAUGUGCCUGGGAACAAGUGAAUGCUGAGGAUGGGUUUUGGUUCAGUACCUUGGUGGUGGUGGUAUUUCCCCUCCUCAUCUCUCUAAUUGUGUGUACUUUGCAUUAUUAUUUGCAGACUAUCACAUCGCAUACUAUUCUCUAUAGUUCCCAGCUCUGAGAACUUCAUGUGGCUUCCCCAGCUCUGGGAGUGUCACAAAUAGGCAGGUUCAAAUCAGUGGUUUGACAGACAGGCAAGAAGAGCCAGCGUAAAUGUUGCACGCAUGUACCCUUAUUGGUGCUUCUCUCUCCUCCCUCCCCCUGACCUUUCCUCCACUAGGCAGCCAGUAGCUGCUGGAACCUCAACCCCAGAGGGAGGGGAAACAAGAAGAGUUCCUUAAAUUGCUUCCUGAGCUCCUGAAGGGCUCCUGUGAUUAAACGCAGACACAGUCGUGGACUGAGGAUUGAACCCAGGGCAGUUUUCAACACCAGCAAUUGGACUAACCCACUGUCAUGUUCUGCAGGGUCAGGCUUGUCAGUCAUUUAUCUACGUGGAGCCCUGGCCCCAGUCACAAGCUGUGGAAGCUGAGCUGCCUUCUGCCUCGGUGCCCAAAGCUGAGCUGUAGAGGAACCAAGAUGUCUGCGGGUCAGAGUCAGAAAGUUGAGACCCGGGACAAAUGCACCUUGCAAGAGCUGAAGGUGCCGUUUGCCAGGACUGAAGUUGGGACCUUUUUCCAAGAGCAGCCCAGGAUUGGAAACCAGUACCUAGAAGAUGCUUUCCUUCAGCGUUACUUGAAAACACACCUGCCAUCCCAGGUGCUGGAGAAGGUGAGUCUGGAUCUGGAGAGGUUUGGGGCCCGUGUGGCAGCCGAGAUUGACUCUCUGGGGCAUGAGUGUGAGUUGAACCCUCCUGCACUGCAGCACUAUGAUGCUUGGGGGCAGCGUGUGGACCACAUUGUCACUUGCCCAGCCUGGAAGAGGAUGAAGGAGAUUGCAGCAGAGGAGGGGCUGAUCGCUGAGGCCUAUGAGAGGAGAUACUCCAACUGGAGCCGUGUGUACCAGGUUGCCAAGCUGUACUUAUAUGCACCUUCCGCUGGCCUCUUUACCUGCCCACUGGCCAUGACUGAUGGAGCAGCUAAAGUCAUUGAGUCUCUGGGUAUUUCAGGACCUCUAGUAAAAGCUUUUGGCCACCUGACAUCACGCGACCCCAGGAAGUUCUGGACCUCUGGCCAGUGGAUGACGGAACGCAAAGGAGGCUCUGAUGUCGCUAAUGGCACAGAGUCAGUGGCCAGAGAGCAGCCAAAUGGUACAUAUUGCCUCUAUGGUUUUAAAUGGUUUACAUCAGCCACUGAUUCAGACAUGACGCUGACCCUAGCAAGGAUCAUGGAUGCUCAGGGACAUGUAGAACAGGGCUCCAGAGGCCUGUCCCUGUUCUUCUUGGAGGUGCGAGAUAAGGAGGGGAAGCUGAACGGCAUUGAGGUGCAAAGGCUAAAGGAGAAGCUGGGGACGAGGCAGGUGCCAACAGCUGAGCUGCUGCUGGAUGGAGCCCAGGCACACCGGAUCUCUGCAGAGGGUCGGGGUGUGGCCUCCAUUGCCAACAUGUUGACCAUAACUAGGAUCCACAAUGUCAUCUCAGCAGUGGCUGGCAUGAGGAGGAUAAUUAACCUGGCCAGAGAGUAUGCCAGCAAGCGGGUCGUCUUUGGGAAGCUCAUCAAGGACCAUCCUUUGCACAUGCAAACCGUGGCCCGGCUGGAGGUGGAAACUCGAGGGGCCUUUCUCAUGCUCAUGGAGAUAGCCAGGCUGCUGGGAUUAGAUGAGACCAAGAUGGCCAGUGAGCAGGAACUGCAUCUUCUCAGGCUGCUGACACCAGUGGCUAAGCUCUACACUGGGAAACAGGCAAUUGCUGUUAUUUCUGAGGGACUGGAGUGUUUUGGAGGGCAGGGCUACAUAGAGGACACAGGCUUGCCAGUUGCACUUCGAGAUGCCCAGGUGCUGACCAUCUGGGAGGGAACGACAAAUAUCCUCUCACUUGACGUGCUGCGCUCUCUCACCAAAAGCCAAGGCCAGGUGCUAGCUGCAUUCUGCUCUGGAGUGCAGGGGAAGCUGGAGCUGGCUUCCAGCAUUUCAGAACUGGAAUCUUCUGUGCAGCUACUUCAGGAUGCUCUCAACAGGCUUGGCCAGUUCACUCAAAGAGUUGGCUCCAAGGGGGCAAUUACAAUGGAGCUAGCAGCAAGAGACUUUGCCUAUACUCUGGCAAAGAUCUACACAGGGGCUCUCUUACUUGAACACGCAGCCAGUCCUGACGCCUCCUCCACAGACACCUACGCAGCUCAGAGGUGGUGCAAACAGGAUCUUUGUCCAGUAGACUCAGAAGAAAAAGCUGGCUGUUAUGAUGCCAAGGCAGCUUCCCUGGAUACCUCCUUGGUUUAUGAGAGAAACCCAGUUUCGAAAGGAAAGCUGAACUGAAGCUAACUGAGAAAGAUCAUACCUCACUUUGGAAGAGAAAUUGGAUUACAAUCCUGGCCAGUGCCUGGGGCAUCCAGUACAAAUUGCAUUUGCUUAUAGUAUGCGUAAUAUUUAGGGUUAUGCUAAACAAAUUGGCUAUGACCAUCUGAGUAUCACCAAUAGUCUCUUUCAGGAGGAGUUGAAAAGAAACGUGCUUAGAAUGUUUUAGGCAAACAUCUGGUGGUCAAAUGCAGAUCAUGAAUUUAAUAAGCAGACUCUGAAGUGUUAAUGAGUAUUCUUUUCAACACUGAGACAAAUUAAAAAACCAAAGCUACAUCUGAAGUCUGGUCUCAAACACAGAAGUCACAAAAGUUUAUAAAAUGGGCUUUUAGCUUUGCAACACCACUUCCCCACCCCCUCUCUCUGAGCCAACACCCUACAUCUGCAAUGCUGCCUCCAGCAGCUUUGUGUCAGUGGAGAGUUCCCCUCCACAAGGACAUUCCCCACUGGCCACUUUAGCCACACGAAUCUGGCUCCAAAGUUGUAGUAUAACUUGAGAACAUAAGUCCCAUCUACACUGUGAUGUAACUAGGUUUCUCAACUUAGCAGUUUUCAUCUUAAUAUAUGAUAUGGUCCUUUGUAAUAGGUCCUGAUUGCAGCUGGGUAGGACAAAGGACCAUAUCAUAUAUUAAGAUGAAAACUGUGUAUUAUCCUGUAACUGAACCUAGAGCCAAGCUAGCUAACCAUUGUGUAGUAUUUCGGCUAGCUGUGCUUGUGAUUUCCUCUUUAAUUUCUUCCUUGUUACAAAUAAUUUUUGCUUAAACUUAAGAUAAUUGGACUUAAGAUAACAUGGAGACUUUAAGCUGGGAAUGCCUCUUGUUGGAGGCCUUGGAAAACAGGACAAUGACCUCUGAGGAAGCUGAAUCUGGAGUAGAUGUAAUGGUUUGCGCAUCUGGCCAGAUGAGGAAAGAUGAGAUCCUCUUUUUCAGGCAAUGCCAAAAAGAGACAGAUAUCAGUCAGCAUGGUUAUAGGGGGGUGCUUGGCAGAGUUCCAGUUACCCUAUGGAUAGGGUAAAAAAAUGGUUACAUUUUAUUAGUGAGGAAGUGUACACAGGAAUUGUUAAAUAGAAACUUGAUGCUAUUGAGACAUGCAUGUCACAAGACAGCCUCAUGCAGAGAAGUACCUUAGGGCAAGUCUACUCUACAAAAUUAAGUUGACCUAAGUUAUGUCAACGUACAGCCACCGCAGUAAUUGUAUCUGUUUUACAUGUCCACAUGACACUCCUUGUGUUGGCAGUGCACAUCCUCACCUGGAAUGCUUGCACCAAUUUAACUGCCAGUGUGGGACACUGUGGGACAGUUCCUGAUAGGCAGUAACACUCAAUGUAAGCAAUGCAGUGUCUACAAUGUCACUGCAUCAACCUAACUAUGUGACGGGUUGGAUCACAGAAAUUCCCUUGGGACUACCACCUAAUAUGCCAAGACUACUUCUGCUCCCGCUUUCCCUGCCAGCUUGGGACUCCAGCACCCUGUCUUGUUGAGCCAGACAUGCCAGUCUGCUCCAACACAGACCCAGGGUCUGACCCACGUGCCCCAAAGCUGCAGACUUAACUGAAAGCAGCUUAAGAAAUGUUUCUGUCUUUAACACUCAGAUGCCCAACUCCCAAUGAGGUCCAAACCUCAAAUAAAUCUGCUUAUAAAGCUUAUACAGGAUAAACUCAUAAAUUGUUCGCCCUCUAUAACGUUGAUAGAAAGAUAUGCAGAGUUGCUCCCCCCACCCCGGUAUUAAUAUAUACUCUGGGUUAAUUAAUAAAUAAAAAGUGAUUUUAUUAAAUACAGAAAGUAGGAUUUAAGUGGUUCCAAGUAGUAACAGACAGAACAAAGUGAAUUACCAAGCUAAAUAAAAUAGAAUACACAAAUCUAUGUCUAAGAAAACUGAAGACAGAUAAAACCUCACCAGUUCCAGUAAGCUUCCUUUUACAGACUUGGCUCCUUCUAGUCUGGGUCCAGCAAUCACUCAUGCCCCCUGAAGUUACUGUCCUUUGUUCCAGUUUCUCUCAGGUAUCCUUGGGGGUGGAGAGGCUAUCUCCUUAGCCAGAUGAAGACAAAGUGGAGGGGUCUCCCAGGGGUUUUAAUAGAGUUUCUCCUCUGAGUGGACACCCCUCCUUCCCCCUGUGUAGAAUCCAGCUACAAAAUGGAGUUGUGGAGUCACAUGGGCCAGUCACAUGUCCAUGUAUGACUUAGAACUUACAGGUAGCAGCCAUGGAUCACAUGCUAUCUUGAACAUCCUCAAGUAGACUUUUUAUGUGGAUUGGAGCAUUUCAAGAUCCAUUGUCCCUUAAUUGGGCACUUAAUUUGCAAAUUCCUUUCUCAAGAAACUUACCAAAUGCUUUACAAAGGCUACAAGUCAGUACACACCCAAUAUUCAUAACUUUGAACACAAAAAUGAUACCCUCAUACAAAUAGAAUUAAUAGAGUCAGUAGACAUAACCUUUACAGAGACAUGUUACAUGGCAUAUGUAGCAUAAAACAUAUUCUAGUUAUGUCAUAUAUAUAUUUAUAAGUAUAUUUCCAUAAAGCCUUUUGAGGGGGCACCAGUCAAACUACAUCGACUUAAGCACUACGCCUCUUGUGAAAGUGGAGUUAUUAAGUUGCUGUAGUGGGCGAGUUACAUCGGUGCAAGCUACAUUGUAGCGUAGAUGCUUACAGAGUUAGGUUGACAAAAGCUGCCUCUGUAGUGUAGACCAUGCCUUAGUGUAUUAGAAGUUGAAUUGUUAAGGUACAGUACUGCGCCAAACUUAUCUCUAUAUGUUGUUAAAAAUCCAUCUUCGGUGAGAUCAUAUACAUAAGGUAGCUGAUAAAAUUGCUUAGAUCUUACAUUUCGGUUGUAAUCUUUUUUAUAAUCAGUGCAAACAACUUAAAAUGUGAAACCAUUUCUUUGAACAAGAUGGUUGAGUGAUUUGGCACAGGCUGCAAUAAAAGAAUUGGGAAAAGGUUAAA